GAAGGUUUGCUUUUUCCUGAUUCCUUGCUUCAAAAACUGACAAGAUGCCAGCAGAUUACAAUGGUAAAUGGGAGAUGAUUGAAAAUAACAACUUUGAUGGCUACAUGAAAGCUUUGGAUAUAGACUUUGCUACCAGGAAGAUUGCUCUUCACCUCAAUCAAACAAAAGAAAUCAAACAGGAAGGGGACAAGUUUAUUACUAAAACUCUAAGCACCUUCAGAAACUACAACCUGGAUUACACAAUUGGAGAAGAAUUUGAGGAACACACAAAAGGCUUAGAUAAUAGAACAGUCAAGACACUGGUGCAGUGGGAUGGCGACAAACUGGUCUGUGUUCAGAAGGGCGAGAAGGCUAACAGAGGCUGGAAGCACUGGAUUGAGGGGGACAAACUACACUUGGAAUUAACAUGUUGCGACCAAGUGUGCCAUCAGAUUUUCCAGAAGAAAAAUUAAAAUGAUCGAUGCACAUAUUUGUUAAUCAGCAAAGAUCUGACCUUUUUUCUCAUAUGGAAUAGAUCCUGGCCAAUAUCUUUGUAUACAUGUUCAAGCUGUGUACUGUAUAUAUAGUGAUUUAAAUCACACUGAAUUUAUUUGUACUCUACACCAUGUGGAAUAAAAACAUUGCAUUUAAAACUUUUAAA
This is a messenger RNA of Stegostoma tigrinum, 640 nucleotides long. Its product is annotated as retinol-binding protein 2-like. Gene Ontology annotation, cellular component: cytosol; nucleus. Bases 45 to 452 code for a protein of 135 amino acids. The transcript has 4 exons. The record is from RefSeq and is a predicted model, not a curated record. Gene Ontology annotation, biological process: fatty acid transport. Gene Ontology annotation, molecular function: fatty acid binding. NCBI's taxonomy places the organism in Eukaryota, Metazoa, Chordata, Chondrichthyes, Orectolobiformes, Stegostomatidae.